Molecule: messenger RNA, 3214 nt
Organism: Musa acuminata subsp. malaccensis (wild Malaysian banana)
Lineage: Eukaryota; Viridiplantae; Streptophyta; Magnoliopsida; Zingiberales; Musaceae
Product: protein argonaute PNH1-like
Biological process (GO): regulatory ncRNA-mediated post-transcriptional gene silencing
Cellular component (GO): cytoplasm
Molecular function (GO): RNA endonuclease activity; RNA binding; protein binding
Source: RefSeq, a predicted model, not a curated record
GAAUCAUCCUCUCCUCCUGCUUCCCAAAUUAGACUGAGCCCCUGCUCCUAGGUUGGCCCAUGCCGCCUAGAGAGUCAAAGAAGCCUCACGAACUGUAGAACUGCACUUCUGCAGAAGAUAUUAAUGCAUCGGGGAUAGAUAAUGCAUGUGGAUCCGUAGGGGCGCGCGAUGCUAGCUGAUGUAGGUAGAGAAGGCGCCUGUGUCCGUUCUUCGUCAUCCCCUCGCGCCGCCGCGAUGCCCAGCCGGCAGAUGACGAAGGAGCUCAAGGGGGUGAAGCCCAUCGUCUCGAAGAAGCAGUCUCUCAACAACAGCAUGAACCAGCAGAAGCUCGAGAACGGGUGCCUGCCGCAUGACAUUAAGAAUGUUAGACGCCGACGAGGAAGAGGGAGGAGGAAGGCGGUGGAGCGAGAGGUGAAGCAGGAAGUGGAAGUCGGACCAGAAACCGUUGCUCCUCCGGUCUCCAGUAAAGGAGUCGUCUUCUGCCGGCGGCCAGGAUUUGGACAGGCGGGCACCAGGUGCAUUGUCAAGGCCAAUCAUUUCCUUGCAGAGUUGCCCGAUAAGGACUUGAAUCAAUAUGAUGUGACGAUUACGCCGGAAGUGAGCUCUCGGAGUAUAAACAGAGCUAUCAUAGCAGAAUUUGUAAGGCUGUACAGGGAGACCGACUUGGGUAUGAGGCUUCCUGCUUAUGAUGGGAGGAAGAGCCUUUAUACGGCUGGGUCUUUGCCUUUCACUUCAAAGGAGUUCACUAUAAAGCUUUUGGAGGAGGAUGGAGGGAUUACUAGAGAAAAGGAGUAUAGAGUUGGGAUCAAGUUUGUAGCUCAUGCUGACCUUCACCAUUUGCGUCAGUUUAUUGCUGGACGGCAGACUGAUGCUCCGCGACAAGCCCUUCAGGUUCUUGAUAUUGUUCUAAGGGAGUUAUCAAGCCAAAGGUACAUAUCCGUCGGAAGAUGCUUCUAUUCUCCAGAUAUCAGAAAACCACAAAGGCUGGGUGAUGGCUUGCAGUCAUGGUGUGGCUUCUACCAGAGUAUUAGACCAACACAGAUGGGCCUCUCGCUCAACAUCGAUAUGUCGUGCACCGCAUUCAUCGAUCCUCUUCCGGUGGUCGAGUUUGUUGCUCAGAUACUAGGGAAAGAUGUAUCAUCUAGGCCAUUAUCGGAUGCUGAUCGUAUAAAGAUAAAGAAGGCUUUAAGAGGUGUGAAAGUUGAAAUCACUCACAGAGGAAAUGUGCGGCGGAAAUAUCGAGUUUCCGGGCUGACAGCACAACCUACUCGUGAACUAAUUUUCCCAAUUGAUGAUCAGAUGAAUAUGAAAUCGGUGGUUGAAUACUUCAAGGAAAUGUAUGGGUUUACAAUUCAGUAUUCUCAUCUUCCUUGCCUUCAAGUAGGAAAUCAAAAGAAGGCAAAUUAUCUUCCGAUGGAGGCUUGUAAGAUAGUUGAGGGUCAGAGGUACACAAAGAGGUUGAAUGAAAAGCAAAUUACUUCCUUGCUAAAAGUUACAUGCCAGAGACCCAGAGAACAAGAAAUUGAUGUUUUGCAGACAGUUCGUCAAAAUGCUUAUGGACAUGAUCCUUAUGCGAAGGAAUUUGGAAUCAACAUUAGUGACAAGCUAACCUCAGUGGAAGCUCGAGUACUUCCUGCUCCAUGGCUGAAAUACCAUGACACCGGAAAAGAAAAAGAGUGUCUGCCUCAAGUUGGUCAGUGGAAUAUGAUGAAUAAGAAAGUGAUCAAUGGAUGCACAGUAAAUUACUGGGCCUGUAUUAACUUCUCUCGAAGCGUUCAGGAAAAUACCGCUCAUAGUUUUUGUCAGGAGCUAGCACAGAUGUGCCAAGUAUCUGGAAUGGAAUUCAACCGUGAACCAGUUAUCCCAAUAUAUUCUGCAAGGCCUGACCAAGUUGAGAAGGCUCUAAGACAUGUAUAUAAUGUCGCAACCAACAAGCUCAAAGGAAAAGAGCUUGAGCUUCUUGUAGCCAUCCUUCCUGAUAACAAUGGUUCUUUAUAUGGUGAUCUUAAACGGAUAUGUGAAACUGAUUUGGGGUUGAUAUCUCAGUGCUGCCUAACAAAACAUGUGUUCAAAGUCAGCAAACAGUACCUUGCAAAUGUCUCACUCAAAAUUAAUGUCAAGAUGGGAGGAAGAAAUACUGUGCUCUUGGAUGCUAUAAGUUGGAGAAUUCCAUUAGUCAGUGAUAUACCGACCAUUAUAUUUGGAGCAGAUGUGACACAUCCAGAGACUGGAGAAGAUUCUAGUCCAUCUAUUGCUGCCGUUGUUGCCUCUCAAGAUUGGCCUGAAGUUACAAAAUAUGCUGGACUAGUUUGUGCUCAGGCUCAUCGACAAGAACUCAUUCAGGAUCUAUUCAAGACAUGGCAUGACCCUCAACGUGGCACAGUUACAGGAGGCAUGAUCAGGGAGCUUCUAAUAUCUUUCAGGAAGGCAACAGGACAAAAACCAUUAAGGAUUAUCUUCUACAGGGAUGGUGUCAGCGAAGGACAGUUUUAUCAAGUCUUGCUAUACGAACUCGAUGCCAUUCGCAAGGCAUGUGCAUCUUUAGAACCAAAUUACCAGCCUCCUGUGACCUUUGUGGUGGUUCAAAAACGCCACCAUACAAGGUUAUUCGCAAACAACCACAAAGACAGAAGUAGCACAGACAAGAGUGGUAAUAUCCUACCUGGCACCGUGGUUGACUCUAAAAUUUGUCAUCCUUCUGAAUUUGACUUCUACUUGUGCAGUCAUGCUGGAAUACAGGGUACUAGCCGACCAGCGCGUUACCAUGUUCUGUGGGAUGAGAACAAUUUCUCGGCAGAUGAGAUGCAGACACUAACAAACAAUCUCUGUUAUACGUAUGCUCGAUGCACCCGCUCUGUCUCUAUCGUGCCACCUGCAUAUUAUGCUCAUCUGGCUGCCUUUCGUGCCCGGUUCUACAUGGAUCCAGCGGUAUCGGAGAAUUCAACAUCACGAAGCGUGUGCCAGGGGAACGAUUCCCCUGUGAAGCCCCUGCCUGCUUUGAAAGAGAAAGUUAAGAGGGUGAUGUUCUACUGCUGAGAGAAAUGGUGAAGAUAUCACUUUGUAAAUCCAAGUUGUAUUUAUAGUGUAGAGACUUGCUGAUGAUAUCCCUAUAUAAGCCAUGAAUUUGUGCAAGGAAAUGCUGUAUACUACUUGUCAGUCAGUCAGAAAUGUAAUACAUGUGUGAUAUAUCCCAAUCCGAUCUUUCCAUUGGUUA